Molecule: messenger RNA, 2194 nt
Organism: Spea bombifrons (plains spadefoot toad)
Lineage: Eukaryota; Metazoa; Chordata; Amphibia; Anura; Pelobatidae
Gene: FZD1
Product: frizzled class receptor 1
Exons: 1
Coding region: 176-1900 (574 amino acids)
Biological process (GO): canonical Wnt signaling pathway; non-canonical Wnt signaling pathway
Cellular component (GO): plasma membrane
Molecular function (GO): Wnt-protein binding; Wnt receptor activity
Source: RefSeq, a predicted model, not a curated record
UGGUCGGGGCUGCUGGGAGUGGGGCUCCUCCCGUCUCUGCACCUGGGGAGGGGGAACAGGGCAAAAGCGAGGGGGCAAGACUGGAGAGGAAGGAGAGAGCGUGGAGUGAGCCGCUCGUUCGCCGAGGACUGUUGCGGAGCUGGCGGGGGCUUCAUGCUGCACGCACUGAACUUGCAUGGCGAGGGAUCCGAGAGGGGCACACGCUGGCAGCAUGGCACAGCCCGGGCUCCUCCUGCGGGGCUCUUGUAAAGUUUGCAGCCCGGUUUACCCCCUGCUGCUGCUGCUGCUGCUCUCUGCUUGCGUGCCGGCGGCGGAGGGGCAGUAUAAUGGGGAGAAGGGCAUCUCCGUCCCGGACCAUGGAUACUGCCAGCCCAUCUCUAUCCCACUGUGCACGGAUAUCGCUUAUAACCAGACCAUCAUGCCCAAUCUGCUGGGGCACACCAACCAGGAGGACGCGGGGCUGGAGGUGCAUCAGUUUUACCCCCUGGUCAAGGUGCAGUGCUCCCCGGAGCUCAAGUUCUUCCUCUGCUCCAUGUAUGCCCCAGUGUGCACGGUGCUGGAGCAGGCGCUGCCCCCGUGCAGGUCCCUGUGUGAGCGGGCCAGGCAGGGCUGCGAGGCUCUGAUGAACAAGUUCGGCUUCCAGUGGCCGGAGACUCUCCGCUGUGAGAAGUUCCCGGUGAACGGGGCAGGGGAGCUGUGCGUGGGGCAGAACACAUCUGAAAAGGGCACCCCAACCCCUGCCCUGCCCGAGCUGUGGACCAGCAACCCCAACGUCAGGACAUCGUACAGGGACAAGUUCACCUGCCCCAGGGCGCUCAAGAUGCCCUCCUAUGUGAACUACCACUUCCUGGGGGAGAAGGACUGCGGAGCCCCCUGCGAGCCCGGCAGGGUUCACGGCAUCAUGUACUUCUCCCAAGAGGAGCUGCGCUUCUCCCGCAUUUGGAUAGGCAUCUGGUCGGUGCUGUGCUGCGCCUCCACCCUGUUCACGGUGCUCACUUACCUGGUGGACAUGAAGCGCUUCAGCUACCCGGAGAGACCCAUCAUCUUCCUCUCCGGCUGCUACACCAUGGUAGCCAUAGCCUACAUCGCCGGCUUCUUGUUGGAGGAUAAGGUGGUGUGCAACGAGCAUUUCGUGGAGGAUGGCUACAAAACGGUGGCACAGGGCACCAAGAAGGAGGGCUGCACCUUCCUGUUCAUGAUGCUCUACUUCUUCAGCAUGGCCAGCUCCAUCUGGUGGGUCAUCCUUUCCCUCACUUGGUUCUUGGCAGCUGGCAUGAAGUGGGGGCAUGAAGCCAUAGAAGCCAAUUCCCAGUACUUCCACCUGGCUGCCUGGGCAGUGCCUGCCAUCAAAACCAUCACCAUCUUGGCAGUGGGGCAGGUGGAUGGGGAUAUCCUGAGUGGGGUGUGUUUUGUAGGAAUCAACAAUGUGGAUGCACUGCGUGGAUUUGUCCUGGCCCCACUUUUUGUUUACUUGUUUAUUGGCACUUCCUUCCUCCUGGCUGGCUUUGUAUCCCUCUUCAGGAUAAGGACCAUCAUGAAACAUGAUGGAACCAAAACCGAAAAGCUAGAGAAGCUGAUGGUAAGAAUUGGAAUCUUCAGUGUCCUCUACACGGUCCCGGCCACCAUUGUCAUUGCUUGCUACUUUUAUGAACAAGCUUUCAGGGAACAGUGGGAGAAAAGUUGGGUUAGCCAGAGCUGCAAGUCCUAUGCCAUACCCUGCCCCAGUACCCAUCACCCACCCAUGACUCCAGACUUCACUGUCUUCAUGAUCAAAUAUCUCAUGACCUUAAUAGUGGGAAUAACAUCUGGCUUCUGGAUCUGGUCUGGAAAAACGCUAAAUUCCUGGAGAAAGUUCUACACGAGACUUACCAACAGUAAACAAGGGGAGACUACUGUGUGAUGGUGACAAUCCAAUGUGGGAUUCUUGUACACUCUGUAUGCUUUUUCUUUGUAAAUAACAACUGUAACAUUUUGUAAGUAUAUUUUAUAUUUAAAUGACAACAGAUCAUGCCUUUUCAUGGUAGGAAUGUUCUAACUUUUUUUGUUGGGAUCUACGGUUUCCUGGACCUUUUGGGGGAACUUUCGAUCCCCAAAGCCAUCUGCUUGAAGAUAAAUGCUUUGGGAAAAAAAUCUUUGAAGAAAAAAGAACUUUUAUAGCACUUGUGACCAGCUUUUAUCUUUUUGCUUAACAAAA